Messenger RNA from Alosa alosa (allis shad), 983 nucleotides. RefSeq names its product B-cell scaffold protein with ankyrin repeats-like. Gene Ontology annotation, molecular function: protein tyrosine kinase binding; signaling receptor binding. The transcript is spliced from 9 exons. The record is from RefSeq and is a predicted model, not a curated record. Gene Ontology annotation, biological process: B cell activation; negative regulation of B cell activation; negative regulation of phosphatidylinositol 3-kinase/protein kinase B signal transduction. NCBI's taxonomy places the organism in Eukaryota, Metazoa, Chordata, Actinopteri, Clupeiformes, Clupeidae. Bases 47 to 748 code for a protein of 233 amino acids.
GAAUGUCCAGAGCGGAGAGGAAGGUGAAGACUCCAGUGUGUAUGAGAUGAUGAGCACUGCGGGCAAACCCAAGUCCAGCCCCCCCGAUGACGCCCAUCAGGCUGGCAAGGAUGAGGACCAGGAGGAGGAGGAAGAAGAGGACCCGUACGCACCGCUCGGGGUGAACAACGAAGAAUACGACACCGUCCUCAGCCCCAGCAACUCUGUGGUGAUCGCCAACCGACCCCCGGCACCCACACCUCGCCCUGAAACCAUCCCCACCAAAGAGGACCGCACCCCCUACAUAGCACAAGUGUUCCAGAAGAAAAUGUCCCAACCAGAUGCUGGAACUCUCUACUCCCUCCCGCUGAAACAAGUGCGUGAGCGUGAGAGCAUCUCGUCCACCUACGACACGUUCGUGGCGAGCCACAGCCCCCCUGGGCUGGACGAGCUCAUCUCGCUGCAGCAGCAAGUCAAACUGGGCACGCUCAGUGUAGACGACGCCCUCGACAGGUUCAGCCAAUGGCAGCGUCUGCAGAAGGGGGUGGACAGCGUUCAACAGGAGAAACUUCGUCAGAUGCGAGCCAGCCUCAUAAACUACCGAGAGGACGAUGACAGCGUCUAUGAUAAAAUCAACAUCAUACAUCACACACCAAAUGUGGCGGUGAAGGACUGCAGAAGGGGUAGCCAGCCUGUGGAGAGUGACUUCUACAGCAAACCACUCAAAGGCCAGCCGUCCAAUUUGUUCUGGAAGGCUGAUAAACGAUGAAGAGACACGGAAGCUUUGCUGUCAAUGAUGUCUCUCUACGCGUCAGAGGGAAGGCUUGCCAUGUGUGGCUCUUUGAUAGUUUCAGUACAGUUCUUGUUCUAUAUUUUUCUCCCCAAACGUUUCAUUUAUACAUGCAUCUUUUAAAAUAUAAUUUCAAAGGAGAAUAUAAUCCUAAACAGUAAUUUAUUUUUGACACAUUUUGUUCUCUGGAGAUUAAAGUAAGAAAUAUCCCUGA